Messenger RNA from Selaginella moellendorffii, 1851 nucleotides. RefSeq names its product kinetochore protein NDC80 homolog. The transcript is spliced from 5 exons. The coding region runs from base 7 to 1764 and encodes 585 amino acids. Gene Ontology annotation, biological process: attachment of mitotic spindle microtubules to kinetochore. Lineage: Eukaryota; Viridiplantae; Streptophyta; Lycopodiopsida; Selaginellales; Selaginellaceae. Gene Ontology annotation, cellular component: Ndc80 complex. The record is from RefSeq and is a predicted model, not a curated record.
CUUGCCAUGAGUUCCAGGGGAUCCAACAGCCGGAUGUCAUCGAUCCCAGCCAAGCUGCCGCGGAGUAGCGGUGUCUACAUGAAGCGCCCCAGCUUGGGAGGCCCCCCGAUGCCUCCCGGAGGCCAUCACCGCCCCAGCUUGAGCCGCCAAUCCAUGGCCUUCUCCUCCUCCAAAGGUGCGUCGGCACAGGAUCCCAGGAACAUCAACGACAAGAGCUUCCAGAAAGAGGCCACGGCGGAGCUCAUCGAGUACCUCACGACCCAUGGAUUCAACUCGCCCAUUUCCUCCAAGCUGCCCUCCGGUAAGGAGAUCAAAGAUAUCAUAGAGUUUCUUUUCCGCCAAGUGGAUCCACACAUCGUCUUUGGCAAGCUCGAAGAUGAUGUCCCGGGCUUCUUCAGGAGUCUCAACUAUCCUUUCCAGAUCAGCAAGAGUGCCCUCUAUGCCGCCGGGAGCCCGCAUUCUUGGCCUGGAUUGCUGGCCGCUCUAGCCUGGCUCGUCAAUCUCUUGACUUACGAGGAGAAGGCUCGGGAGAUCAAAGAAGGGAAUGGUGGUGGAUUUGGCUACGAGGGAAGCGGGGAUUUGAUUUUUUUCGAGUACCUCAGCCAAGCUUACAACGAGUUUCUUUGCGGCAACGAUGAGGCGUGCGCUAAGCUCGACGCGGACUUUCGGGUCCAGUUUGAGGAAGAAAAGGCCCAGCUGGUGCAGCAGGCAGAAGAGCUCGAGAAGACCGUGAAUGAUUUGCAAGCUAAGCUCCACACCUUUACAAGUGAGCCAUCGCCUUUGGCUGUUUUGGAGUCGAAGAAGGCGGACUUUCUAAACGACGUCGCAAAGUUUACGACCAUCAUCAGCAACUUUCAGUCGCACAAGGAGGCGUCGCUCAAGAAAAUGGAGGAGAAGAGGGAGGAUCUGCUGGCUUUGAAGACGGAGGCUUCCAACAUAGCGGAGGAGAACGAGGCUUUGCGGCAACGGAUCGGGGCUCAGCAGCUCAGCGUCGCUGGCGUCGAGAAGAUGGACAAAGAAAGCCAAAUUCUCGAGACGCGAUUGCAUGCAGUCUCUAAAGCAGCACAGGAGUUGCAAAAGGAAGCAUGGGACAAGGAAGUUCAGUCUGCGAACAUGCUGAGGGAGGUGGAGGACGUCGUCAUCACCUACAACACUGGCAGCGCGAGGCUCAAAAAUAUGUAUCCAGAAUUGGAAGCUCGGCAAGUUCAACUCGAGAUGAAAGUUAACUCGAGGGAGGAGAAACCCGAAGAUAUACUUGGUUUUAACGUCAAGGGUGUGUUCAAGCCGCUGGUUGCCAGUCUCAUGGAAAGCAUUGAGAAGGCAACAAGGGAUGCGAGGGAAGAAGUCCUUGUCAUGCAGAAGAAACUGUAUGCGGAUGAGGUUUCCUUCCAAGAAAAAUCUGACGAGGUUUCCACACUCGUCACUCAGAAUAAGAAGCUUGAGGCACAAUAUAAAGGGAGGAAGGAGAGACUGGAUAACUACAUUGCCUCGAAAGCCGCUCAAAGAGCUCAAUUCGAGAAGAGCUUGGCAGAAAAACAAACAACGUUAAGACAGGUAUAUAAUGACGCGGAAUCACUACUAAAGAAACUAAACGCGGAUUACGAGAUAAAGCUCAAGGCUUAUAAAGAGGAAAUGGAGCAGGAGCAAGCUGAAGCCUUGGAGGCGCUGCAAAUGUAUGCCGAGCACAACGAAUAUAUCCAGCAAGCUUUGAGCAGACUGGAGGACAGGGCAGGCCAAGUCUUGAAAAUGGCGAGAAGAGAUUGAUCAGCGGAUGGAAUGCAUGACUGCAUGCUGUUACAUAGUACGUAGACGGUCUUUUGGUGUGGCUUGCUGCAAAUCAAGAGCAUGGUG